Molecule: messenger RNA, 2157 nt
Organism: Erythranthe guttata (spotted monkey flower)
Lineage: Eukaryota; Viridiplantae; Streptophyta; Magnoliopsida; Lamiales; Phrymaceae
Source: RefSeq, a predicted model, not a curated record
AUGGAUUCUAUCAAGAAAAAGGUUAUGGAGUUCAAAGAUGAUCAUAAUAUGCAGCCCGCGUAUUCGAUGCUUGCUAGUCCAUCAACGCCUCUUAUUACCACCGACAAGAAUACUAUGGUCGGAUUUGACGAGCAGUUGCUUCAACUUUUGGACAAGCUCACGGGGCAACAAUCUAACCGGCAAAUCAUUCCCAUCGUAGGCAUGGGCGGCAUUGGUAAGACUACACUUGCCCAAAAUGCUUAUGAACAUUCACUUAUUGUCCACCAUUUUGAUAUUCGUACUUGGGUCACAGUAUCUCAAAAGUAUAAUGUCAAACAACUUCUCUUACAACUUCUUUCUGAAAACAAUAGUCAAAUGGAUGAGCAGUUAUUAGGACAAAAGUUACACAAAAUGCUAUGGGGUCGGAGAUAUUUGAUUGUAACUGAUGAUAUUUGGAGUAUUGAAGCUUGGGAGGAGGUAUGUCGUUUCUUUCCAGACAACAAUAAUGGAAGCCGAAUUGUUGUGACUACGAGGAUAUCGAAUGUGGCUACUCACUUCGACUCUUUGUUGUUUGAGUUGAGUUUUCUAGACGAGGAUCAAAGUUGGGACCUAUUUUGCAAAAAAACAUUUGGUGAGGUAGGUUGCCCCCUUGAACUAGAAGAUAUUGGAAAGGAGAUUGUUCAAAAAUGCAAAGGGCUUCCCCUUUCAAUUUCUGUGAUUGGUGGGCUUCUUGGAAGGUCCCAUAAGACACAAGAAUAUUGGAAAAUUAUUUCAAAAGAUUUAAUCUCCAAUUUGAACCUCGAAAAGGACGAGAAUUGCUCAAGUAUAUUAUCUUUGAGUUACACCUACUUGCCCCCUCAUCUAAAACCAUGUUUUCUCUAUGUUGGAAUUUUUCCAGAAGACCAUGAGAUUCUUGUCUCUCAAUUGAUCAAACUUUGGGUGGCUGAAGGAUUUAUAAAGCCGAAUAAAGCCCAAAGCUUGGAAGAUAUUGCACGAGGUUACUUAAAUGAUCUCGUUGAUAGGAAUCUCAUUUUAAAACAUAAGUUGGGAUCGAAUGGAAGAAUUAAAUUUUGCAAGAUCCAUGACCUUUUGAGAGACUUGAGUCUAAAGGCAGCUCAGAAAGACGAGUUUAUGUGUAUGAUGGAAGAUAUUCCACAAGGUAUAGAAAGGGAGCGUCGUAUUGUAUGUAAUAGAAAGGAAGCCCUUCAUACUUUGCAGUUGGCAUCACUUACCCGUACUUUGGUAACAAGCAUACAUGGUCGGUUGUCCAAUAAUAGAUUGCUGAGAGUAAUGUUGUUCAACAAUAUAGGCAAGAGGAAUUUUUUGCGCUGGCAUAGUGUUGAUCAAGUUAACACGCGGUAUCUUGCUUAUAAUGAACUCACUUAUUUUAGAUCUUUUUUUCUUGUCAAGCUUCCUUCGUCAAUAGACGUCCUCUGGAAUUUGCAAACAAUAAUUAUCAAACGGGAAAUUAAAGCACCAUCUGAAAUAUGGGAGAUGCGACAACUUAGGCAUGUGGAUAUAUGGGGGCUAAACCCUCCAGAUCCUCCUCAGAAUGGUGACCAAAAUCAUGAUGAAAUUGUUUUGCAAAAUCUACAGACACUUAAGUCGGUAAGAAACUUCGUGUGGAGCGAGGAGGCUUGUAAGAGAGUCGUCAAUUUGAGAAAAUUGAACAUAGUGUAUGGCAGACACUCGAAAAGGUCAAAUGACUAUUCACUCCACAAUAUUUGCAAGUACUUGCAUAAACUUGAAUCACUUAAGUGCUCGUCAUAUGGUCUGGAUAAUGUUUUGCAGAAGCUCACAUUCCCAAGUUCGCUCAAGAAGUUGUAUUUAGUACGUAGCAAGGCUGAUUGGAAAGACUUAACAGUCAUUGACAGCUCCCAUUUUCCGGUUUUGGAGAAACUUUUUCUUAAACGAAUGGAUAUAUUGGAUGAGAUCCCGUUAGAUAUCGGAGAAAUACCAACACUUGGACUUAUCCAUGUGUGUUGGUGCAGUGAGUCUGCGGCCAUUUCGGCUAUGAAAAUAGCGGAGGAACAAGAGAACGCUUGCAAUGAGGGACUUCAAGUUCGAGUUGUGAUCGAUGAAAAGGAAAAAUUGGAGAGUUUUCGGGAAAAGAUGAAACAAUCAGAAGAUGAUGACAUCAGCUUCACUAGAAAUAAUUUUCAUGUCGGGAGAUUCUAG